UGUGACAACCUGACAGUGUUGUUUAUAUCGUAGUUGACUUUUGAAUGUGUCGCCCGCAUUGUCCUUUAGAAACUGAGGCAAAGAAGAGCACUGUAGUAAAGAUGUGAAGCUUUGACACAGUUCACAAAUAAGAGGUGAUCGGUUAAUACCAGCGGACCAUAACUUACAACAAUGAAGCCAUCACGCAAUAAGCCAAGAUGGCAAAGUUCACCAAACUUCAGCGUAAACUCACUGUACAAAUUCAUCAGACUUUGGCUGCUGCUCCUGAUGUUCAACACUGUGGAAAAUCACAACUUUAAUGUCCUUUAUAACCCAUGUUCGCAUGUUGACGAAGUCACUGGGAUGACAGAAUAUUUGGCAUGCCUUGGUGAACCGGAGGAGUUGACAAGGACAGCUUAUUAUAACUUGACAGUGAGUUCUCCCAAUGACACUUGCGGAGACCCCCCAGAGAUAUUCUGUGGUCUGAGACGAGGUUCAGCGUGUGAUUACUGCAAUGCCAGCGACCCAGCUCGCGCUCACCCCCAAGAGUACAUGGUUGACGCUGACAGCGAAAACACCUGGUGGCAAUCUGUCACCUGGCAACGCCACCCACAACCCCUCCACAUCAACAUCACCUUCUCUUUUGGCAAACUCUUCGAGCUCAGCGAUGACAUCAUCAUCAGAUUUAAUUCAGGGCGACCGCAGGAGAUGGUCUUAGAAAAGUCAAUCGAUUUCGGGCGCACCUGGGUGCCAUUGCAGUACUACGCCAGUAGCUGUCAGAAAUACUUUAAUCGUGGAGUGCCAAGGACGAUAACCAUGGCCAAUCCAGAUGCUGUAAUAUGUACAGAGGCGAACAGUGUUGUGAUCCCUUACACUGGAGGAGAGGUGAAAUUCUCCGUGACGGAGGACAGGUUCAGAUUGUUCCUCGGAAACACUCUUACAAAUUACACCACUCUCUUUGAGUCCUUUAAUGAGACAAACUGGAAUGUGUUUUUGAGAUUGACAGAUCUGAGAAUAAGGCUGCUUUAUCCUGCCACAGAUGGGAAUGAGCUCUUUCCUACAGACAAUAACAUAUUUAGGAAGUAUUACUAUGCUAUAGCUGAUGUCUCUGUGACAGGAAGGUGCUACUGUAAUCUCCAUGCCAAGUUUUGCCAGGUCCAGAAUGGCCGUACUGUGUGUGACUGUCAACACAACACCGCGGGUGACAACUGUGAGCGCUGCCUGCCACUGUACAAUGACAGACCCUGGAGACCAGGUUACUAUCUCCCAGUGGACACGGGGUCCCCCAACCAGUGUCAGAAAUGCAACUGUAAUGACCACGCAGACAGCUGUACGUAUCAGGGAUCAGUUGGUGGUGGCGUCUGCGACAACUGCUACCACAACACCAGGGGGCGUUACUGUCAUGAGUGUCAGAUGGGAUAUUAUCGUAAUUUGUCGUUGGCUAUGACGAGUGUCAAUGCUUGUGCAGCAUGUAAUUGUGAGGUCCUUGGUGUCAGGGAUGGAAACCUGUACUGUCUCCAGAGUGCUAGUAAUAAUCAGGUCAUUGGUCAGUGCUUCUGCAAGGACAGAGUGACCGGCAGGAGGUGUGAUCUGUGUGUAGAUGAAUACUACGGGUUGUUGUUGUCAGAACAACAGGGGACAUGUAAAGCUUGUGGAUGUAAUCAAGAUGGCACUGUACUACAGAGUAAUGUGUGUGAGAAGCAGCAAGGCCAGUGUCCCUGUAAGCCUAACAUACAUCUGAGGACAUGCAGUGAAUGCAGGGAUGGCUUCUAUGACUUCCCAGCAGGAAGGAGUGCUGAGGACUGUCAAGACUGUGCAUGUGACCCCGGAGGGUCAAGGUCACUGGUGUGUGACAAGGUCACUGGAUUCUGCCAGUGUCGUCCCAAUGUUGUCUCCAAGACAUGUAACACUGUGGCGCCAGGCUACUUUCACCCCUAUACAGAUGCUAUGUACUACAAGGUGUCCCGGGGAAACUGCUCUGAGGCAUCUGAUGUGGUAUAUGUGGGCAGGUUUACAGGGAUGACUUUCCAGUCUUGUUUGGGGAAUGCCUACAUGGAGUUUGGACCACUGAGUCUUGAUUCUAGGAUCAGUCAGAAUGAAAUGUAUGUGUACCCAGCAGUUCGGUUCUCAUACGACAAUGCCAUUAUGAAUGGAGUGCUGGAUAUCACUGUAGAUGGCAGUAUUGUUGGUGAGACCUGCCCCACUACAAGAGGAGCUCUGACCAGUAUGGGCACUGUCUUUACGCAAGGGACUGGCAAUGCCUGGGUGUCAAUAUCCCCAGUGCAGCUGGACAAGAGAUGUCAGUACAUCUUUACCCUGAGUUUACUGGGGGAACCCAACUCUGUUAUCACCAUUGAUGCCCUCCUCUUGUUGCCAGCCUUGGAGUACACAGAGGCUUUCAUCCAAGCAGAUAUAGCCACGCAACUCCAGUACAGAGAUUGUGUCCAGCAGAUUGCCAAACUAAACACCAAACAGCAGGCUGUCUCCAGGUUACUAUGCCAACAGAUGGCCUUCUCUGUCAUGGCGCAGCUCUACAAUGGGACUAUGGCCUGUGACUGUGAUUCUACGGGUACAUUAGAGAACAGCGUCUGUGCCUCCUAUGGCGGACAGUGCCAGUGUAAACCUGGGGUGUUUGGUUUAAGAUGUGAUGUCUGUGCACCUGGCUACUACAACUUUUCGGUCAAUGGAUGUACAGCAUGCAGCCAAGGACCAUGGUUUGUAACCUAUAAAGUAAGGCAGCUUUUAGCAUUAGAGGCCAGCACUCCUUCGGACCUCGGGUCUCCAAGUUCCACUAUUUCCCCCUCUGACCCUGCUUACACUAGUAUCAUAGCUGUUAUCACUACUGCUGCUGUCUUGGUGGCCAUUUGUAUUUGUGCUGGGAUAUACAAUAAUGGUGUCUUUCAUAGAAUGAUGGAUUGUUUGUGCCACUGGGAAUGGAGGCGCCACUGCUGCCCAUGUUGUGUGCGCAAACGUCUUAGUCCUUUGAGUGUUUUGAGGAGUCUUCCUCAGCCAAAUGGCAGCAGCUUCAGAGAGCAAGACAGGACACAGGUGUCAAUGGGAGAUAGUUGGGGAGAGGCUGAUGAUGAGGAGGAGGAAGUUUUAGACUUGAGAAAUGUUGCUGAAGACAUAAAAGAUAAGGAUCCAGAAAUGGUUGAAGUACGCACCAGCUCUUCAUCCCUAGAGAGAUAUCUGGUGACAUCUAGGACAACUUACUUUACUGAAAAUGAAAUAAACAGAAACGAUGAUGAAAACAGAGAUUGGGAUGGUCACUUUGAGGGUGCCAGGCUUCAGUUUUCUACCCUGUCAUCUGCCGAGGAGAGAAGGGUUGACCACCACCCCAAGAGUGAAAGAAUGAAUUGGACCAAGACUAAAAGUUUAUCAGAAACAGGAAGAAAGAGGAGGCAGCUUCCAGAGAUCUCCAGAAUGGUCCCAUUACCAUUGCAAGAAAAGUCAAAGGACACACUGGCUGUUCCAGCACUUGCUUACCCCCCUGGCAGAAGGUGGAAUCCCAGAACGAGAAUCAAAACAAUCUCCCGAUCAGACGAUGAAGAGUGCAGGUCAGAGAAAGAAUUUCACCAGACUCAGAGCGAUGAGUAUGUGUCUUCCACAGGCUAUGAUUCUAGUAUCAGUAUGGACACUCUAAGUAGGAGUUGGGGGGAUAGGUCGGAGGAGGAGACGCAGUAUAAGAGCUCAGGUGACGGUCUAGCACAAGCUCUUUCCACCUCCAGUGAGACUUAUGAGCCUCGUUCUCAUCCUGGAGGAGAUAUCAGAUCUCACCUCAGCAAAAAAGAGAGGUUAACUAGGAAACCAAAUGUGUUAAUAGUGCAGAGAAAUGACCUUGGGUCAUCCAAAGAAAGUAACAGUAAGCCAGGAGAGAGAUGCCGUCAUCAGCAGUACCACCAAGCCAAGAUUAAAAGAAGAUUUUCAGAGCCGUUAAAGAAGGAUCAGUUUACAUACAGUACCAGAGCUGGAAGAAGAUCUUCAGAUGGAAAUAAACCAUCAAAGAAACAAUCUAGUAAUGGCUAUAAGUCACAACAAUUUCCAAAAAGUGGUCGAGUCUUAGAUAAAGAUGAGUUGAUCCCACAUGAUAAACUGGACAAUGUAGACAAACAAGAUGCUGUGGGGAACACUACUUGUAACUGCCCAGUGUUGGGGUCAGAGAGUCCAGUGUGUGACACUAUCACUGGUCAGUGUCCAUGCCGGGUGGGAGUGGCCAGAGCUGGACAGCUGGACAACACUGGACAGGUUGGCCAGCUCCAGUGUACGUCCUGUCUGUCCAACUAUUACGGCUACAGCUCUGGACAGGGGUGCACGGCAUGUCUUUGUGACCAGGAGGGGAGCGUUUCACCCCAGUGUGACAGUGUCUCUGGGGUUUGCAGCUGUAAGGUGACAAUUACUGGGGACAAAUGUGACAGGUGUCUCACUGGGUACUAUAACUUCACGGCCCUGGGGUGUAGGCCCUGCAAUUGUAACCCAGAUGGCUCCCUAGACAUCAACUGCAACCAGACGACUGGACUUUGUCCCUGCAAAUCUAAUGUAGAUGGCGCCAAGUGUGACUCCUGUGUGGCUGGCACCUUCAACCUGGCCCAGACUAACCCCGACGGAUGUCAGCCAUGUUUCUGCUUUGAGCAUGGAACGCAGUGCACCUCAGCACAGGGCUAUGUGGCCAGCUCAUUGUACACAGAUAGUGUCCAGUCUUGGCUCCUUGGCACUAAUGAAUACUCCACUCACAGAAGGGCACCUGCUGAGUUACUAGGGAACAGGUUCACUUCAUAUGGCCAGCUGUUAUCUCUGUACAUGAGACCCAGGACUGGCACUGUGUUCUUGAACGGAGAGCGUGCUGUAGUGAUGUCAGGCGGAGGAGUGACCGUGUUCUAUGACCCUGGAGAUGUGACCCUCUCCACCACACACACCACCCAGCUGGAGGUUCUACUGCAUGAACAAUACUGGAGACUGGCAGUUGACACCAGGAAGAGCCCCUCACCACGCCAGUUUUAUGGUGUUCUGGUAGACCUCCAGGCAGUGUACAUCAAGUCAAUCUACAGCGGAACAUUGGUGGACACACUUAAUGUUACCUUGGUUACAGCAGAACCUGCAUCAACAAUAGAUGGCAGUGCUGUCCCUGUCAGCCAUGUUGAAAAUUGCACUUGUGGAACUUUUACAUCAGGCCUUUCUUGUGAAACAUGUCAGGCAGGACAUCGGCGCAUUAUAAAUGGUAGCAACCCCUAUAAUCCUUGCCAGCCAUGUGAGUGCAAUAUGAGAACAGAGACGGUUGUCCCUGAAUGUGACGCAGCCACUGGGGUCUGUCUCAACUGUCGCAAUGGGACAAUGGGCUCUGACUGUUCAGGCUGUGCUGCCAAUGUGAUAGGGGCCAACUGUGACCAGUGUAGCUUUGGAUUUUGGGGACUUGGAAGAGAUGGAUGUAGAGCAUGUGAGUGCAGCCCAGUUGGAGCAAAUGGAGACUUCUGUCAGCUCCAGUCAGGCCAGUGUGACUGUAAGGCCAAUGUGAUAGGGAGGCAGUGUGAUACAUGUGCUGAUAACUAUGGUGACCUGACUUCUGCAGGGUGUACUGUCUGCGAUGAAUGUUACAGUCUGGUGACCCCAGAGGUAGACCUCCUACGCCAGCUGCAGGUCAACCUGACCCAGUAUGUGACCUACUUACAGAGUCAGGACCGGAAUACCGAGCUGGGGACGCCAUUCACUGUGAGGCUGAAUGAAACUCUGCUCAGAAUGGACCAGCUCAAGGACUAUCUAACACAAGCUGCAGCAGUAGAAACUCCUGUAUCCACGGAGAUCACCCGUCUGAAUCAAACCCUGCAACAUCUGAUUGGUCUCCUGGAGACAGUGGUGAAUGCUGGGAUACAGAAUGCCAAUGCCACCAACGCCGCCUCUGAACUGCUGGUGGAACAGAGUCAGGUGGAAAUAGACUAUAUCAAUACAACACUGAGAGAUACAUAUGGGAAAUUACAAGGUUCUAUAGCCCAGGUGACUGCUGACAUUGGCGCCCUGCUGUCCUCCAUCCAGACAGCCCAGAGUGAGCUGAGCAGCCUGGCAAACAAUGCGGUAGAUGAGCUGGUGAGGACCACUACUGUUGUGGAGAAGAUGGAGGCUGAUGUCACAGAGACCAGGACAAGAGCACAGGAGACACUUCAGUUGCUCCAGACCAGUCAGCAGACCCAGCAGAACAGCACAGACAGAGCCAACAGCCUCCAGGUCUUCAUGAGAGUCCUGGCCAGCAGGAAUGGUAACCUAGCAACCAGUGCAGAGGGCGCCAGGAGCGCUAUCUCCCAGGCACAGGAGGCCAUGUUGCUUGCCCUGGGAAAUGUCAGCCAUUACCAGGACAUAGUAAUGGACAGCCAGACACUGACCACCAGGGCACAGCUACUAAAGGAGGAGGCAGAGACACUGAACUUUGAGGCUAACCAGGCAACAGCCAACAAUCAGUCAAUAGUGGCCUUGGUGAAGGAGGCAGAGCUGUACACGACUGGCCUGACAGACAGGGUGGUCGCCCUCAGACAGCAGGCAGAAAACCUGCUGGCCCGUGCCAGAACGGCGUAUAACCUGACGGCCAGUGGGAAGGCACUGGAGGGGAAGACUUUUACUGACGCUCAGAGGAUGCUGCAGAUUAUGAGGGAGUUUGAUGCCCAGGCUGCUGGUGUUUCAGCAGCGGCUAACAGGUCACUCCUAGAGGUCCAGAAGGUCAAGGCCCUGAGUGACCAGGCCAUCCAGAAUGCCGAGGUCCUGAGAUCAUCACUCCAGCCCACACAGGCCUUUGCACAGAAUGCCCGGACAACAGCAGAACAGGCCAGGAGUACAGCUCAGAGCCAGGAACAGACUCUGGCUCCUGUGAGGAGCAAAGCUAUGGACCUGGAAACCCAUGCUAACAGCCAGCUUAAUAAUCUGCCUGCCACAUUCAGCAGAGUGGGGACAGCCAACACCAGUCUGGUGCAGCCAGCAGUACAAGUGUGUCAAAACCUAUCGCCUCUUCUGCUCAACGUCCAGUCUCGCACCUCCACCGCCUAUCAGAGAGCUCAGUUGGCCUCGCAACGAGCCAACACCACCAGGACAAGGCUAUCAAACAUACAGACCAACCUAGACAACAUUGCUAGUCUGAAUUUACAGCAGAUUGCGUCCCUGAAGGCGGAGAUUAGCCAGCGGAGAUCAGAGCUGAAUGCCGAGGAGUUGCGCCAGAUGGUGGCAGUGUUGUUACAGGCUAGCAAGGACCAGAGGACAUGGCUGGAGGAGGCCAAAACCAGGAGAAAUCAGAUGAGGACACAGAUUGAAGAACUUAAGAAAUUUAGUGAGAUGAUAAGGACAACAUAAGAUUCAUUAAUCUUUAGUGUAACGAGGAAGUGUGAGCAGAAACAAAGGAGUAGAUUUUAUGCUCCCUGAAUUAAUUAAAAUGAUAGUUGAAAUAAAGAGAAGGCAGAAUGAAUGAUUUAUUGGGAAUUUUAAAAUUUCAAGGAAAAUUCUUUUUUUUUUUUUUUUGAGAAUAUUCCACUUUCCUCAAGUAAAAAAAGCUUUGAAAUUCUAUGUUUAUAGGGAAUCUAAGAGAAAUUGACUAAAAAUGCAAACAUCAACUAUUGCUAAAAUUUCACAUACUUACACAUUGUUGUUUUUCACCAUAAUGAGUGACAAUCAAAAGAGAUGUAAAAUAUUUUGAUAUUUAUAUUGUAAAUAAAACAUUUACCACAGGAAUUUAAGAAAGUGAGAUAAUAUUUAAUGCUUCAUAUCACUAUGGAAUAUUAUGUUUCUGGUAUAGGUUUGGGUUUUGCUAUAUGUUAUCAUCCUAAAAUUUUUUAAUAUGGACUGUCUGUUUAUCUUAUUUCACUUUUUGUAUAUAGAAUUGUUUUGUCUUGUUUUAU
Messenger RNA from Lingula anatina, 7844 nucleotides. RefSeq lists its product as uncharacterized. NCBI's taxonomy places the organism in Eukaryota, Metazoa, Brachiopoda, Lingulata, Lingulida, Lingulidae. Gene Ontology annotation, biological process: animal organ morphogenesis; tissue development. The record is from RefSeq and is a predicted model, not a curated record.